Pomacea canaliculata is the source of this 3917-nucleotide messenger RNA. RefSeq names its product ADP-ribose pyrophosphatase, mitochondrial-like. The record is from RefSeq and is a predicted model, not a curated record. Gene Ontology annotation, molecular function: ADP-ribose diphosphatase activity. Bases 159 to 1130 code for a protein of 323 amino acids. Lineage: Eukaryota; Metazoa; Mollusca; Gastropoda; Architaenioglossa; Ampullariidae. The transcript is spliced from 9 exons.
UUUGAUUCUAAGGGUGAUGGGACUAAAAUCCAAUUUUUAACUUGGGGGCCUGAAAUCCCGAGAACCCUUUGCAUUGCGGAUGGAAACUCUGUUUCGAGAGAAGCUUAGAAAAAACAAGAAGACUGUUGAAUAUCUCUUGGCUUAAAUCCAGCAGAAACAUGCUUUUGUACGGUCUGUUAGUGAUGCUAUUCGAUCACAUGCAAUGUGUUUGGACUCAGUUGGAAGGAAGACAUUUAAUGGGAGGUAGCAUGUCAAAGAUUACUUCUGUUACUAAACUAGCCAUGGAAAUCCAUAUUAAAGCUCGCAGCAGCCCAUAUCAACGUACUACUGAUGUUAAACGUUUCCCAGUUCCAGAUGAAAAGGUACCUUGGAAUGUUGACUUUCCGGAAUAUAAACCAGUUGACUAUACUGCUCCUUCAGUGCAAAAGGGCCCAGUCUGGGCUGAUAUAGAUGUCAGAACAGCAGAUGCAUCUCAGCAGCCCAUAUGGAACAAACUGGACAAUGGAGUCAACCGUGUCAGCCAUAUGGGCCCCUACAAGAUUGUUGAUAAAUGCCCAAGAAAUCCAAUUGGGCGGACUGGAAUGAUAGGGCGAGGCUUGCUGGGACGAUGGGGGCCAAAUCAUGCUGCUGAUCCAAUAGUCACAAGGUGGAAACGCAACAUAUCAGGCGAAGUAGUUAAUGGAGAAGGAGGCCGUCCUAUUUUACAAGCCAUUGUUGUCCAACGUAGAGAUAAUGGUGAAUGGGCAUUACCAGGAGGAAUGGUUGAUCCCGGUGAAGUUGUUACCAUGGCAGUCAGAAGGGAAUUUGGUGAAGAGGCUCUUAACAUGUUAGAUGCAACACCGGAGCAAGUGAAGGAGAUAAAGAAGCACAUAAACAGUCUGUUUGAACAUGGUGUGGAAAUAUACAGAGGCUAUGUUGAUGACCCUCGCAACACUGACAAUGCCUGGAUGGAAACUAUCGCCAUGAAUUUCCAUGAUGACAAAGGAGACAGUGUGGCUAAGUUUAAACUGCAUGCUGGAGAUGAUGCUGUUGGUGUCAAGUGGAUGGAUCUCAGCCACUCCCUACAGCUAUUUGCUAGCCAUGUAGACUUUCUCCAACAUACAGCUAAGCGACUGAAUGCAAACUGGUAGCUUCCAGUCAAACCUCAAGCUUCGCGAGUUAGGGCUUUCAUCAUUGCCAUCCAAGAUUCAGCAUUGAGGAGAGAACAAUAUUAUUCUGUCUGAUUUUAAGGAUCAUUAGAACAGUCCUGGCCAUUGCUAACCUUGCAGCUUUUGUAGGCUGUUGAGAAUGACACCUACUGUUGUGGGUGUAGAAAAAGUUUCCUUGUAGUGACUAAAGCAACAAUGAUGAGAAAAAGGUUUGUGAAAGGGUUGCUAGAGUACAAGAGAAAACAAACCAUUAAACCUUGUGAAAAGUGCAGCUUACCAUGGAGACUGAGAAGAGAAUGUCAUCCAAAAAACACUCAGCUGAAGUCUAUGGUCAAUCACAAAUUCAAAAAUGAAAAAUAAUUAUUGCUUUCUUUUAACGGUCUGAAAGUAAAGGAUCCUUGCUGUUAUUCUCAUCAUAGUGUCGGUUGAUUUUUUUUUUUUCAUUUAAUAAGAAGUUUAAUGUAGCUGAGACAUCUUGCAUUGUUAUUUAUCUUCACAUUUUGUCUUCUACAACCCUUGUGCUUCAUUGCUGCAUUUUCCAUUACAUGUUUAGGUUUUGGAUCUAUGAAUGUAGAAGAUGUCAGUUGAACUAGUUUUGAAAAGUGUGUUUAUUUUCCUCUUGCUUCAUAGAUUUCUCAUUUACCUCAUAACUUGGUUCCAGAAUUUAUUUAGCUUGUGCCCUUAGCAGUUAUUAUUAUUGUAUAUUCUUGUUUUUGUAAAGUGCUUGAAGCCCACCUUGAUAGUGGAGACAGGCGCUAUAGAAAUCACAUUAUUAUUGUGAUAUGAAAAAAAUGUGUGUUCAGUCAGGUAGUAUGGCAAAGGCAGACUAGGAUCAAAUGGGAGUAGGACUCAAUGUUCGUCUGCCAGCAGUAAGUUCCAUUUGUCAGUGUUUGUUUUCAGCUAAGGUGAUUAGCAUGGAGGUGAUGUUUGACCUUCUGUCAGAUUCUGUUCUGGAGUUUUGACCUGUCCAUUUAGAAUGUUGCUUUCAUCAUCCACCCCUUCAUGUUCCUGCUUCUUAAGUUCUGUUAAUUUUCAAAGGGUUGGACAAUGAUACAGAGAUCCAUGCUCUUUUAAUCUCUCCCGGAAAACUGAACUCAUUCUUCUAACAACUAGACAGAAAAGACAAAACCUAGCCAUCCCAUUUCCGAGUAUCCAAAUCGGCGCUCAAUCAAUAAUGGACAAACUCAUGGGUGUUACCAUCGACAGUACCUUAUGGUCCCAACACAUCUCUGCCACAAGCAAAAGCAUCUCCAAGAAAGUCUACCAGCUGUCACGAAUUAAACAUUUUCUAGAUUUUCACACAAGAAAACUCUUCUAUACUACUCACAUUCAAUCAUUGACUUCGCCUCCACCCUCUGGGACUCCGCUAGUGGAGCUUCCAUGAAACCUCUAGCAAGUGUUCAAAGGCGAGCAAUCAAAGCCCUUCUGCUAAAACUGAAAAUAGACCCAAAUAACUUCACCUCUCUCUCUAAAAGACAGACUUCAAUGCAAUAAAUGCAUUGUCAUGCACAAAAUACUGACUGGUAAACUAUCACCAAGACUCUCUAUUUUCCUCCAGUAACACUAGAACUACUCCAAAACUGAAUAUUCCCAUUCCUAGAAUAGACCUUUUUAAAUCAAGUCUGAAAUACUCAGGGAGCAUACUGUGGAACAGCUUCCCUCUGCAUCUUAAGCAAUUGAACUCCCUGAACUGCUUUCGACCUAAAUACAAUCAAGAAAACUAGAUGAGACCUCUAGAGAUACCUCCCAACUCCAGGAAACCUUGUAAAUAUAUGUUUUUCUUAACCAACACUUUUGUAUGUAUUCACCUUCCACUCUUCUUUGAUACCUUACCUUAUGUUUACUAUUAAUUAUUCUCAUAGUACUUAAUUACUUCACUUACUUAGUUUUUUCCCCAGUAAAGGAUGAAGGCUAAAUGAAAAAAAACAUUUUAUUGCUUAUUUUACCUCUUGUUAAUAAAGAAUUGUCAUUGUCCCUACACUAAAAUGUUAGGACUCAGACUACAAGCAAAAGUGGUCGUAUUUCUUGCUGCACACUUAUAUAAUUCCAAUAAACCUUGAUUUUGUUCAGCUGUGACAGGUCUUGAUAAUAAUGUACAAUGCUACAUCAGUCACAGAGUAAGGAGAAACAAAUAGUCUUAUGGUUAGUGUGUGAACCCAAAGGCGUAUUCACACAAGCUGAUGACAUACCAUGUGAUUCAGCAUACAUUCCUUUGUUGACCCUCAUAUAGAGUGGCUAGGAAAGGUAAGACAGGGAUGGAGAGAAAAUUGGCACCAUGGUGGUGGGUCCUGAUAUAAGUGGGGUCUCUAACACUUCACUCCCCAAAGACCAUAAGGUCACUGACCUUCCUAUACCUUUAUUUGUAAGUAAUGCUGUACAUUUCAUGUGUGGUUUCCUUCUGCCAUAAUCUCUUCGACUUUGUGCAGUCAUUAGUCUCACUUCAAAUCAUCACUGUUGUAAUAUAUGAAAUAGCUUCCUCUCAUUAUAUCUUAUCCAAUUAGACUCAUUUUAAAAUGCUCAAUGUGCUGAGACUUUCCUAAAAGUAGAACAAUCAUUGUAGAUUUUAUAAUGUUGACUGAGAUCCAUUUACAUGUAUUAGACUUUCUUUUAAUUAAAUAAAAAAAAUAUAUUAGAUAUAUUUACAAUAUCCAACAUUUAUAUUCUUUUAACUGCGUUUUUUGUUUUGUUAAAAAAGUCUUUUGUCCGCAGCACUGAUGCAACAGCAAUAUAAAUGUGCAUUAGCAAUUAAACUAAAUACAUUUUGUUAUG